Plasmodium coatneyi is the source of this 2556-nucleotide messenger RNA. RefSeq lists its product as uncharacterized. The transcript is spliced from 12 exons. The record is from RefSeq and is a predicted model, not a curated record. NCBI's taxonomy places the organism in Eukaryota, Apicomplexa, Aconoidasida, Haemosporida, Plasmodiidae. Bases 1 to 2556 code for a protein of 851 amino acids. Gene Ontology annotation, molecular function: structural constituent of cytoskeleton.
AUGAACGUGGAGGAGAAAUACAAACUUUUUAAGGAAAAAUAUAAAGAGAUAAAGGAGCAAAAUGACAUCCUCAAGAAGGCCAUAGUGGAGUACAAAAAGGACAUUAAGCAGCUGGAAAAAAAUAAUGAGGAACAGAAAGACAGAAUUAAUCGCAUGGUGGAUGAGAACAACGACCUGUUGACUAGCAACAGUCAGCUGUCCAGCAAGGUGGCGCAGCUGGCCAGUUCUCUGGAGGAUAAGAAGAAAGGCAACUCCGGGUGGCGGAACUUAAUGCUGCUCCCAAAAAACUCACGGGAAAACAUCCAAGAGUCCGUCGCGUUCGAGGAGCUCGAAAAUAAGAUAAAGGAAAAUGAGAUGCUACACAAAAAAGUGGAAGACCUUCAGAAUGAGAAUAAAAAGAUAGAGAAGGAGCUAGACACGUGUAGGACCUUCCACACAGACAAAUUAAACGAAAAAGAAAAAACCAUUGAAAGUCUUAACGAAAUUAUUACCAACUCGAGUAAAAGUCUUAACCAGUUGGAACAGGAAAGAGACGAAAUCAGGCAACAGGUCGAAGAGGAAAAAGCAAAUUUUGCCCGUGUCAUAGAAAAGAAAAAUGAACACAUAAAUAAAAUGGAGAAAAUAUACAAAGUUAUGAGGAGGAAGUGCUAUCCAAAGUAUAGGAUCAAUUUUAAUAAAAUCCCCCUUUCGGCGAAGCCCGACCAUUACGAUGGUUACCUCCAGCGCCAAAUCAACGAGCAGUGCAAAUUAUUGCAAAGCCACAUCCUAAAUGUAAUACAAAAGUUGCAAGAGUACCUUCUCAUCUGCAAGAAUACUUUUGCAUCUCAAGCGAAUCAGUUAAUUGACUUUUGUCACAAAAUGGAGGGAGAGGAGAAGGAUAACCAGUUCGACUAUUCUAAGGUUGCUGAACUAAGGAGGAUUUCCCAAAAAGAAGUCAGCUGCCUAGAGGAAGCGAUCAAUCUGUUAGACGACCUCGGGACAUGGCUGCAUGGGAGUCUAGACAAGGAACAUGCUCAGGCCCUCCUGCGUAAUCUGUCCACCACCGUAAAAAAGAUCUUCCUAAACGUGAACAUCUACCUCUGUGUCGAAGAAUACCUUUUCCCAACCUACACGACAGCGAAAACCUUUUCAUUGAAAAAUGUCGUUCGAGAAUUGAGGAGCUUGAGGAGACUCCUCCUCAAGGGUAUUCACUUUUUUUCGUUCCUCUUGUUUGUAACUCCAUACGAAAAUGAAAAGAUAGUGGAAGAGCAUUUUAAAAAGAGGAAUAUCGUUAAGUGGGUCGACGUAAUUGCAAAGGAAAGAAGCAAAAAGAAUGAACAGAAGUACCACGUGGAGGCGAACUACGAAGAGGUAGACACUAGUCUCCCAAGCAGCGAAGACGACUCUGUCAAGAGUGAUCAAAUGCGAACGUUAAGUGGAAUCCAUUUUAAAGAAUUGCUCGAAGAAAGAGAAAAAGAGUCUCUUUCACCAUUUGAACAUUUAAAAGGCUGCUCAGAAAAAAAUAAAAAAUUGGUUACCUACUUGGGGAAGAAAUUCCACAACCUGUUAGAAGACUUUUGUCACGCCUUAAAGUUUUUAAAGUCAUACUUUUCUUUUCGCAUUUUUGAGACGAAAGGGUCGGAAGUUUUCCAUGUAGACAACUCCAGGGUAAUGACAGAAAUGUUAGACGCAACGGAGUCGCUCAUUAAUUAUCUUGAAAUGUUCGAUGUUGUGGAAAAGAAGUCACUCCCCUUAAUUGCGUUUCUGUCUUACCAAAGAUUUAACACCCGAAUGGCUUUCGAAGAAGAAAAAAAUUGCCUGAAUAGAAUCAACGAGGCGUUUAGUCAGAGCAGGCAUAUUCCCUACGCCGUGCUGGAGUGCAGCUUCGAGAACCUCCAAAUGUGCAAGAAGGACAGGGACCAACUGAAUAAGGCGCUUUUGCGAAAAACAAAGUUAAUCAGAAAGUUGAAGAGAAAUAAUAAACAGACCCUGGGCGAACUUAAGAACGUACUGCUGACCAACAAAGAACUGACCCUAAACAACCAGUGCCUGACAAACUGCCUGUCCCCCAAAAGGGAAACAAUGAACGACCUGGGGGAAGAUACAACCGAUGAGGGCAUCCAGAAAUAUGCAGAAAUGGUCUUUAACUUUGUCACGCAUAAUAAUUCGGAUAAGCCGGGAUUAACGGUUCACGAGAAACAGCUCAUCGAAGCGUACGUCUGUUCGUGCAUACGCAUAAAAAAUUUACACAUGGAAAUACGGAAGCACGUGGAGGUUCUGGAAAGCCUACAAAACGGGUUCAGCGUUAAGGAGGGCGAAAUACAAAAACUGAACCUCCAAAUAGAGGCGUACAAGGAGGAAGAAAUAAAUAUUCACAAAAAAUACGAAGAGCAGAUGAAUACCCUGCACGAUUUAAUCGUCACGUUGGAAAAGCAAUUAUCCAAACUGAACUCUGAAAAAAAUGUGAACAAGUUUUUCAUCCUCUGCUCCAUUUGCGGCAGCAAAAACGGCAUCGGCACCAUUCUGAAAAAUCGCAAGUGCCUCAAGUGCAGCUCCAUAAUUAUUUUCCUCCAAUGA